Messenger RNA from Vespa crabro (European hornet), 2166 nucleotides. RefSeq names its product piggyBac transposable element-derived protein 4-like. The transcript has 2 exons. Bases 912 to 1730 code for a protein of 272 amino acids. The record is from RefSeq and is a predicted model, not a curated record. NCBI's taxonomy places the organism in Eukaryota, Metazoa, Arthropoda, Insecta, Hymenoptera, Vespidae.
AUAAUAAGAUAUAUAAUAAGAUACUUAAUAUAAUAAGAUCCUUUCUAUUUUAUAACUUAAAAAUCUCUAUUUUUAACAAAACAGUAUCGUUUCAAUAGAUAAAUUGGAGAUAUGAAAUAAGAAAAUCAAUUUCCGCGUUGCAUCUACUAUGAUUAUUAAUAUUAUCUAUUCUAUGGAAUUAUAUAAACAUUUGUAAUAAAUUUCAAAUGUAUAUUAUCUUGUUUAACCGUUUGCGUACUAGAGGGUUUUGACAAAACAUGAUCGAAGAACGCCAAGGAGCGCUUCUUCGAUUACGUAUCGAAAAAAGCUGAAGAGCACGAUAGCGCUUGUUAUGUUCAAUAUGGUAAACAACGGGGCCGCGCUUCUCGUAUUUGUUUCUUUUAUAACAAGAUUCUUUUUGCAACUGGCAAAAGAAUUGGAUGUAGAGUUAUAAAAGUGCGAUCAUCAUUGCUAAUAACCGUGUCUUUCUAGAAACUAUUAGACGAAAUAAAGCAGAAAGAGGUAUAAUGAGCCAAAAAAUUAAAAUUACAAGCGUAAACGAAAAUCCAAGUUGUCCGAGUGACACCAAUGACUCUGAUAUCAUUCCUGUUAGGAAGAGCAAGAAACGUAUUUUCAAUAGCUCGGAAAGUGAUGGCGAUUUUUCGAUACACAAUGAUGAUUCAUGUGCAGAGAACCCGCUAAGAAUAGCCAAAGAAAAUACCGACAAUUCUGAAGCAGAAUGCAAUUUUCCUAAUGAGUACAAAUCGAUUAAAUAUUUUGACCUUUUUUUUGAUUUAGAAUUAUUGUCACUAAUGGUUACCGAAACUAAUAAUUAGGCGGAAUAUUCGAGGUGUUUUCUUGAACCAUCAGAUUUGUCUAAACUACAGAAAUGGACACCAGUUAAUGAAUUGGAGGUGAAAGCAUUCAUAGCAAUGAUUCUAGAAAUGGGCAUUACAAGAAGACCCAAUAUACCUUCAUAUUGGAGCAAAAAUUCACGGCAGAUACCAUGGUUCAAGAAAAUGUUUUCAAGAAAUAAGUUCCAAGAAAUUUUAAAGUAUUUUCAUUUGGUAGAUAGUUCUUUGUGUUUUCCAUUUAAUCAUUCUAAUUACGAUCUUUGUGUAAAAUUUGAAUCCCUUGUUAAACACGCUAACAGAGUUUUUAAAUUAUAUUAUACACCUCAUAAGGAAUUAUCAAUCGACGAAUCCUUAGUUGGGACGUUAUGUCAUUCGAGUAUAACUCAUUACAUGCCAUACAAAAAACAUCAUCGCUGGGGUAUAAAAUUUUUGAUGCUAUGCGAUGCAGUUUCGAAAUAUUGUUUAACCUUUUAUUGUUAUAAAGGCGCAAAAUCAAAAAGUAAUAGUGACAAAAAUACGUUUGGGCUAGAAUAUAAUGCCGUGGUAAAUUUAUUAAAUGAAAGUAAUUGUUUAAAUAAAGGAUAUCACGUCUUUGUUGACAACUUUUUUAAUAGUAUUGAAUUAGCAAGAUAUUUAUAUUCCAACAAUACUUAUUUAACCGGAACUAUCAGACGAAAUAAAAUUCCUGAUCACUUAAAAACAGUUAAUGUAAAUGAAGCGAAAUAUUUCAAAGAUAAUAAUGUGCUCCUUUAUGCGUAUCGUAAAAAGAAAAGUGUAAAAAAACCAAUAAUACUAUUAAUUUCAACUAAAUACGAAGAUAAAAAUGUGACGGUAGAGAAAGACAUUCGAGAAAACCUGCCAUCAUUCAUUCUUACAAUACUUUCAUGGGUGGUGUAGAUGAAUCAGAUAAAAUGUUAUACACAUACCUUGAUGAACGUAGAAAUGUAAAAUAUUGGAAAAAGGUUGCUUUCAAUAUCAUGAACCGCAUAGUUUUGAAUGCUUAUAUUAUUUAUACAAAAAAAUGGAUAAUAGAGCAAUGACCCGGUUAAAUUUCAUUUCGCGAAUUAUUGUUGAUAUUGGGCGUGAAUGGAUGAAAGAGAGGAGGGCACGAGUUUUUCAACCUGAUUUUUUAAAUGAAAAUAGGCUACAUUUAAUAAAGUUGCCACAAUGCAACUUACGGAAUUGCGUAGUCUGUAGCACUAAAAAUAAGAGAAAAAGAUCGCAUCUGAUUUGUGCACAAUAUGAAAAGGGAGUUCAUCCAAUCUGUUAUCAUAAACAUCAAUGUUUUACAUUUUAAAAGUUACUUUCAAUAAAAUAUUAUUUGUUCUUCAAA